AUGGAUUUUUCUGACCAUCAUAUUAGUGCCACCAUCCACCCUUUGCAUGGAGAGCCUUGGUUAUUUACUGGAUACUAUGGUAGCCCUUAUACUACUUGUGAAAAUCUUAAUUCCUGGAAGAUGAUUGAAAAUACUUAUGCUGCUAACUCUUUGCCUUGGUUAAUAAUGGGAUACUGCAACUUUGUCCUUCAUGAACCUGAAAAAUUUAGUCAACAUCCCAUUGAUCAAGUUGAAGCUGAUAUAUUCUUAAACAAGAUUGAAGAAGCAAAUCUCACUGACUUGGGUUACACUGAAUGUCCCUUCAUCUGGACCAAGAAAAGAACUGGUCCCCAACUCACUGAGCAGAGAUUAGACAGAGGACUAGCUAAUGAAUCUUGGCUAGAAAAUCAACCCAACACUACCAUCUCCAACCUCACUGUCGUUGGUUCUGAUCAUAACCCUAUCAUUCUCAACCCAUUCAAAUUCUUUGGCCCUUGGCUCAACCAUGAAGACUGCAAAAGCAUUAUAGCUGAAUACUGGAAGGCUAACAAUAAGGGCUCUCUAGCCAUAAAAAUAUCCAGGAAACUCAGGGAUAUAAAAGUUAGACUAAAGAAAUGGAAUAAAGAAGUGUAUGGAAACAUCAAGACAAAUUUAGAAGAAAGCAUACAACACCUGGACUGGAUAACCAAACAUCAAUUCAACUCCAAUAGAGGAAAAGAUCCUAGAGAAGCAAGACUUCAAGUGGAACAUUGGCAACAAGUGCAAGAGUCAUUCUAG
Messenger RNA from Papaver somniferum (opium poppy), 756 nucleotides. RefSeq lists its product as uncharacterized. The transcript has a single exon. Bases 1 to 756 code for a protein of 251 amino acids. NCBI's taxonomy places the organism in Eukaryota, Viridiplantae, Streptophyta, Magnoliopsida, Ranunculales, Papaveraceae. The record is from RefSeq and is a predicted model, not a curated record.